This is a messenger RNA of Iphiclides podalirius (scarce swallowtail), 732 nucleotides long. The record is from the annotation of a GenBank genome assembly. NCBI's taxonomy places the organism in Eukaryota, Metazoa, Arthropoda, Insecta, Lepidoptera, Papilionidae.
AUGGCGGGCCAACUAAAAAGCAAUCACUUUAUCCGCGUUACGCCGUCCACUUUGGAAGCCUACGUACAGUACUCGAGUUUAUUAACGGCAGACCAGCCGCAAGAAAAAUUAGGCCGCUGGCACACGGGGACAGCACACGUCACGAGUGACAGGCUCGACGCGCCCGCGGGAUCUCCCCCGGAGCGGUUUUAUAGCCUGAACGAAAACUCACGCGACGAUAGGCCACCGCUUGCAGUCCAACGGACGGUAGCUAGUAACUGGUCACGAUUGGCACGCGUCCAACUUGAACGAGAGAGGGAUGAGCCAGCGACAAUGAACUCUAAGGUGAAAGCAAAAGGGAAGAAAUCGUUUAGGCCACGAGAGAAUGUUGGAGGCGAAAGAUUGCCUGGCGUAGAGUGGUAUUUUGAUGGAUAUACGAUGGGGAAAUCGCAAUUAGAUAAGAGCGGAAUGGACAGUGACAGUGACGGACAAAAGUGCGACUUUUAUUUCGUAACAGUAACACAACCAUACACCCGACCAGGCAACUGGUUGGAUGAGGCUGCAGCGGCCUUGAGCUCCAAACGACCACUCAGAUGCCUGGUGCAGAAAGCAACGGGGAACUACUGCACAACUCUCCCAAGGAAACCACAUGAAAUAUUGCACGUGGUCACGAUCCUCAGCAUUGAGGGGAUGUGGACGAAGAGAGGAGUAACUACACCCACCCUUAUCACUUGUGAAACAAACCUGAGACGG